AUGCUUACUUCACCUUCAUCUUCUCCUCCCAGAACACCUGGUUAUGAAGACUGUAAAAAGCAAAGUCGAGUCUAUCUUCAAGAUCAUGGAAUUGAAAAGGAUUGUAAUGGUAAAGUCAUUUGUCCAGUGUGCUGUCAAAGCAUCGAAUAUGGAAAUGUUGAAGAUCAUAUUGAAGAUUGCCUUAAUUUGAGAAAUAUGUUAAAGACGACAGGUGUAUCAUGUGUGACUCCUCAAAGAAAAUCGAAACCCAUUGGAAGGUUUUCACCUUUCAAUUCAUACCAACAAGAUUUCACUUCCUAUUAUGGAGAUGCGUACUUACUAAGCUCAACUUCUCCUGAUCAACAAAGGAAAGAUGAACAAAUUGCACGACAAAUUCAUCUGACUGAUUUGAAAGAGUUAAAGAAACAACAACAAGAAGAAGAAUGUAUCAAGUGUGAUCGAUGUGAAAAAAGUUUGCAAAUUGACUCGGCAAUUUUUCUUGAUCAUUGUGUCCAUUCGUUUUGUGCUGAAUGUUUGAGGAAUUGCAUUUCUCAAUUUAUGGACGAAAAGGAAGAAUCCGAUAAUACCUCUUGUGAUUUGUCUUGUAUUCCUUGUCCAGCUGCAUGUUGUUUUGAAUUCAUUCCUCAAACUGUCAUUUCCCAAGUAUUGACAGAAAAGGAAAAGGAACGACUCUCUGAUUUGGGUUUGAAGAAGGCAUUCAAUAGUAAUACUUUUGUCAAAUGUCCAAACCCAAACUGUGGAACUGUGAUUGAAAGAGUGCUUCGAACUCGAGAAGAAAUCAUUCAGGAAAUUAUUCGACAAAAAAGACCUCCAAGUGAGACUGAGGUACACAAAGAACAGUACAGAUUCCGAUGUCGAAUAUGUUCCACUGAAUUUUGUUCCAAUUGUCAUUCAAUACCUUACCAUGAACAAUUUACCUGUGCAUCGUAUCAUGCAUUCCUUCAUUCUAAAAAGUGUCGAUUUUGUGAUAAAAUGAUUGACAAGUCCUCAAAGGAUGUAUGUACGAGUGAAGAAUGUCAAGAGAAACUCAAGUAUGCUUGUUCUCAUGUACACAAAUGUGGACACUUGUGUUGUGGUAUCAAAGAUGAAUUUCUUCAUUUGCGAUGUCUUCAAUGCAGUGAUGAACUUGAACUUCAAGAAGGUGAUGAUUUUUGUAACAUUUGUUACACCUCUUCUUUAAAACAAGCACCAUGUAUUGAAUUGAAAUGUGGACAUAUCUUCCACUAUGAAUGUAUUCGAAAGAGACUUGAAAAGAAAUGGUCAGGUGCUCGAAUUACAUUCAACUUUGAAAAAUGUCCAUUAUGUAAUCAAGUGGUGGAACACUACUCUCUCAAAGAUUUAAUCCUUCCUAUUCGAGCAUUGAAAUCCAUGGUUGAGAGAAAGGCCUUAAUGCGAAUGGAUCAUGAAGGUCUUUUGAAAUGUGAAGAAGUUACCAAUGAACAUGGCAAGUAUUAUAAGAAACCAUUAGAAUAUGCCAUGAAUACCUUUGCUUAUUAUCUUUGUUAUGAAUGUAAGAAUCCAUAUUAUGGUGGAAAGAUUCAAUGUGGUGGUGAAAAUGAUGAUGAGAAUGAAGAUUUCAAUGAACAAGAUUUAAAAUGUGGAUCAUGUUGUAUGAAAAGCGUGAGAAGUAAUUUGGUGUGUGAUUUACAUGGAACUGAAUUCAUCGAGUACAAGUGUAAAUUUUGUUGUAAUAUUGCCACAUGGUUUUGUUGGGGAACCACUCACUUUUGUGACAAGUGCCAUCGUAAACAAGUAGAAGUCCAACAACUCACCAAAACACCCAAGAGUCAACUUGCCAAAUGUUUAGGUCCACAAAAAUGUCCUUCUGGUGGUAAUCAUCCAGAGAAUGGAGAGGAACAUGUUCUUGGCUGUUCGAUCUGUCGAAUUAGUAGGAUUCACAUGGAUUGA
Molecule: messenger RNA, 1908 nt
Organism: Naegleria fowleri
Lineage: Eukaryota; Heterolobosea; Eutetramitea; Acrasida; Naegleriidae
Exons: 2
Coding region: 1-1908 (635 amino acids)
Cellular component (GO): nucleus
Molecular function (GO): zinc ion binding
Source: RefSeq, a predicted model, not a curated record